This is a messenger RNA of Parnassius apollo (apollo), 282 nucleotides long. The record is from the annotation of a GenBank genome assembly. Lineage: Eukaryota; Metazoa; Arthropoda; Insecta; Lepidoptera; Papilionidae.
AUGGAAGCUGGUAGUGCAAGUGAAAGCCAGGAUAUUACAGUUUCACAUACUGAGACACAUAAAAAUACUGAUAAUGUUUCUAACACUGAAUCUAUACCAUCUACAUCUCACAGCUCAUCGUCUGAACAAAGGCAAAGAAAGAGAAAGAACGAUGAAUCUUUAGCUGUUUUACUGAAAGACAUUAAUGCAAAUUAUGAAAAGCGUCGCCGUGAGAUAAAAGAGAAAGAGACAGCUGAAAGGGAAUCAAGAAGACAUCCUUUAAAACUGUUUUUGAUAGUAUGA